Octodon degus (degu) is the source of this 351-nucleotide messenger RNA. It is a transcript of the gene Fez1, whose product is annotated as fasciculation and elongation protein zeta 1. Lineage: Eukaryota; Metazoa; Chordata; Mammalia; Rodentia; Octodontidae. Gene Ontology annotation, cellular component: cytoplasm; axon. The coding region runs from base 37 to 351 and encodes 104 amino acids. The transcript has a single exon. The record is from RefSeq and is a predicted model, not a curated record.
ACAAGUCCUGAAAGUCUCUGUUGUCGUGCUGCAAGGAUGGAGGCCCCCCUGGUGAGUUUAGAUGAGGAGUUUGAGGACCUUCGGCCCUGCUGCUCUGAGGACCAGGACGAGAAGCCCCGCUGUUUCUACGGCUCAUCUCCUCACCACCUAGAGGACCCCUCCCUCUCUGAGCUGGAGAAUUUUUCUUCUGAAAUAAUCAGCUUCAAGUCCAUGGAGGACCUCGUGAAUGAAUUUGAUGAGAAGCUCAACGUCUGCUUUCGGAACUACAACGCCAAGACCGAGAACCUGGCUCCGGUGAAGAACCAGUUACAGAUUCAGGAGGAGGAAGAGACCCUUCAGGAUGAGGAGUAA